Tachysurus vachellii is the source of this 1357-nucleotide messenger RNA. RefSeq names its product gem (nuclear organelle) associated protein 8 (gene gemin8). Gene Ontology annotation, cellular component: SMN complex. The coding region runs from base 160 to 795 and encodes 211 amino acids. NCBI's taxonomy places the organism in Eukaryota, Metazoa, Chordata, Actinopteri, Siluriformes, Bagridae. The transcript is spliced from 3 exons. Gene Ontology annotation, biological process: spliceosomal snRNP assembly. The record is from RefSeq and is a predicted model, not a curated record.
ACCCAGAAUUACAGUGUACCGGAAGAACACAGGUUUACAUCGCUGAGAAGACUGACAGCGUUAUAUUUCCCUUUAGCAAGAAAAACAAAUAUUAACCCAUGUUCCUUUAAUAAACACACAUUUAGUUAUCUUCAACUUCUUCCAAAUAAUACCAACAUUAUGGAGAGUCAGGGGAACAUGUGGUACACACACCCAGUCUACUCCCGGUACUGGCAGCAUUACCAGCAGGCCAUGAGCUGGUAUCAGAGGCACAAGUCUGCGUACAGAAAGGCCAUACAGGCUGCAUAUGACCCUGCUCUGUACCCUGUGUUUCCCACAACCUCAGGUCGCUAUGCAGACUGGCAGGAUGAUGAGACAAUGAGCAAUGUCUCUACACAAGCGAAGAGACAGCUAGAGCGAGAAGAAGAAAACUCUGAGACCGAGACUGAGUCUGAGAGCUCGGAGGAAAGUGAGCUUGAAUACGAUGUCAGCAAAAUGGACAUCACUGCAGAGCUGAGGCAAUACUUCGCUCAGAGUGACCGGCACAGAGAAGAACUAAAGAUACAACAGCAGAUGGAAGCAGAGCGUCAGGAAGCCUAUGUACCGGCCGACCAGGACCUGCACCAUUCUUGGCGGCGGAGUGCUGAAGCCCCAUCUGACCGCCCGGGUGAAAGGAGGAGUGCUGAGAUGAAGCGGCUCUAUGGAAAAGAUGCGGCAAAGAUCCAGGGCAUGGAAACGGCCAUGCAGCUCACUUUUGACCGCAACUGUGACCGCAAACAGCCCAAAUACUGGCCUGUAAUACCAUUAAACCUGUAGAGGGGUUGACAACAUAAAUACAACAUGCAAUACAGCUCUUAUUAUCAAAAGCUCUGUUAUAUAUGGAGCAAGUUAAAAUGAUUGCCUUACUGUUAGAAUCCAUUUGGAUUUAUAAUAGUCAGAUCUUUGGUCCUGUUAAGAAAGUCUUCAUUGUUCUUAUUACUCUCACACUUUCAGAUGAAGAAAUGUUUCCUCUGUUUCAGUAGUGCAGUGCUGGACAUAAAGGCUCUCACAUGACACGUUGCUAAUCCUCCUAUUUUUCUCUGAUGGAAAAGUUCUGUCCUGCUACUGUCAUGCUCACAUAUUGCCAUUUAUUUCUCUUGUUUUUUUUUUUUUCCUUUUUCCUUCAAGUCUAUGAAUGAUGCAGAUAUCUUGUGUAUCGAGCCACAGCUCCUUUUUUUCCACAGAGCCAAUUUGCACUAACUAGGUCAGAGCCUCCUCCAUGUUUUCAGUCCUUUCUCUCUGCUCCUCUUUUCUGUGCUUGGGAUCUGGUCAGUUUUCUUUUAAAAGAAAAAGAUCUUUGAAUGGUGAAUGGUUUUGUAAUAAAAUGCAUUUAAUUAAA